Microbotryum saponariae is the source of this 3295-nucleotide messenger RNA. The record is from the annotation of a GenBank genome assembly. NCBI's taxonomy places the organism in Eukaryota, Fungi, Basidiomycota, Microbotryomycetes, Microbotryales, Microbotryaceae.
AUGGCGCACCUUAAGCCCUUUUCGCCCGAGUCGCACGUGACCUCGAGCUUGAGCCCGCUCGUAGCUGCCACAGCCCGUGCGCUCAUGGGCAUAGGCGCAGGCGCACGACAUCCGGGCACAGCCUCACCUUUCAUCAACUCGCAUCAAACUGAUCCAUCGAGGCAUCUCUCUGCGAAGUUCUGCUCCCUCGUCGAUUACAGCAGCAGCAGUGAUGACGCCGAGGGCGAGAUCGACUACGAGAUGGACCCCACUUCCAUAUCCGCCACGCCCGAACGGGAGACCGUGCACGAUAGCCAAACGGACCAGCCACAAUUCACACAAGACGUGGUACCACAAGCAAGCGCCGAGUCGAGCAAACGGCCCAGUACGAUGGCAACUCGACUCGUGAGCCUCAAACGACCGCGCACCAACGCCAAAUGUGACGAGAAAGCCUGGUCACCCCGGUCUCGUCAAAGUCGAUCCGACUCAGGAUCCGACUCAGGAUCCGAUACCGCAUCGGACAGGGAUUCCGACACCAGCUCCGUCAUCGUCGAGUCUUGCACCGAAUCGCCUCCUACGAACGAGUCGACUGGGUCCAAGGACGUAUCGAACGCUUCGGUCCCUGGGUCGCCCGAGUAUCUGCCCACCGAAGCUGUCGUCGGUUCUGCUUCGAUCGCUUCGCCGCAACAGCCCAGAGCGAAGAGGGGGCUACCCAGGUGCAGGUGGGUAGAUGAAAGUAAGUCGGGAUGGACCUCUCAUUUGCCUGUCAGAGCUACGACCGUCGCUGACUUCCAGAGCCUCAUCUCCCAACUGCGCAGGCGAUCGCUCGGACGAUUGGGUCUUGCAGGCAGGCAGUUGCAUCACGAUCCGCCGUCAAGAGGCGCAGCAGUGCCACGACUGCAUCACUCGCUACUCUAGGUGCUCCUUUGCAGGCAUCCGCUCCUUCCCUCGCAUCGAGGCCGGAUCCGAUCAGCUCGACUUUGACCGCGGAACCUUGCGCCCCUCUCGACUCGACGACGAGGUGCCCCACUUCCCAACCGAAUUUGAUCGGUCUUUCGUCGGCGAGGACGCGAUCCGGAUCAAGACCGUUGCGUCUCAUCAUCUGCUCCCGACGCUGAAAGAAGAGCUCGAACACGCACAAAAGUCGGACUGCGUGCGGAUCCGCCACGAACUGUUCGCGCGCCAGACGUGCGACACGUGCCUGCACGUCAUUUUUUGCGGCGCGUACAAGUGCAUGUGCUGCGGCAGGGAUCUGUGCAUGUCGUGCUAUGACCAACUUCUCAAGCUGAAGGACCAGCCCAUCAAACGGUUAAGUAAUGCCGAUCUCCGACACUCGCGGUAUCUGCUUUCGGUCGUGGAAGGGGACAAGGACGGAACGGGCCAUGCGAGCGCCUUCUCCGAGCCUCAUCCGAUGCAGCAAGAUCGACUUCAUCGAUGCGCUCCGCGCACCAAGUCGCAUUCGAGCAAAGACUUUACCCCGUAUACACGCAGGGAUGCGCAGGAGCUCGAGCACCUCGUGAUCGCCAUGCAGGAAUGGAAGGAGUCGAACCCGCUCGAGGUUCACCGGCCUCCCGCCAAGGACAUCCUCGACGCGUUGCGUCGCUCGAGUGGGGACCAAAAGCUGACCAAUAGCUGGCCUCAUAUGUAUCUGAGGAGCGAGGAGCUCGUCGACCCCUUCGUCCCGCACCAAGCCGCUGCAGUCAAUGAGAAGAGCAGCGACCCGCCUCCUCCCACGCCAUCGUGGUUCUCCGCCGCUCCGAUCCCAGUCAAGACCGAGGACCCGAAACGCUUUUCCUUCGCCGAUCUCUGGGUCUUGCGCGAACCCAUCGUCGUCGACAUCGGUAAAGAUACCUUCCACCUCGACUGGUCGCCCCAGCAUUUCAUCGAUACCUACGGCGAAGCAUCGUGCAAUGUCGAGGGGGAUGCAACGACUUCGACGACCACGGUCGCCAAGUUCUUCGAAAAGUUUGGACAGCGGAACCCGUUGGGCGUUAGUCGGAAGAUCAAGGUGAGACACUUGGGAUGGCUUUGGUUGUCUGUCGCCUAGAAACUCACCCUUUGUGUAUUGGCUGCAUCUAGGAUUGGCCACCGACAACGGAUUUCAAGUCGGCGUUCCCCAGGGAAUAUGCGGAUGUGGGUGCCCUCUCUGAACUUACACUUAGCAUCCCCUAACUGACUGGUCCGUCUCAACCCCCUUCAACAGUUCAUGUCCCUCCUCCCCAUGGGGUCCAUGACCCGCCGUGACGGGGUCCUCAACCUCGCCGCACACGCACCCUCAAACUCCAACCCUCCCGACCUAGGUCCCAAAGGCUACUUCUCCGAAGAAUCGGACGAUCGACCCGGUGGCCAAGGCUCGACCAAGUUGCAUAUGGACGUUGCGGAUGCCGUCAACGUCAUGCUUUGGGCUGGACCUUGGAAGGAUGGUGCGGUGGGUGCGGCGGCGUGGGAUAUGUUUAGGGUCGAGGAUGCUGAUAAGGUGCGUUCGUUGCGAGUCCGGGAAAGUUUUGGUUGGGUCGGGUGGGUGCUGAUGAUGACAGCUUCGCUGGUUUUGUGACAGAUCCGCGAUUUCCUCUACGAACACUUUGCGGAAAAGUACGGCCGGCCAGUCGCUCAAAUGAGGUUGAUGAUGAACGAGUUGAGUUUUCCUUUCCUUUCACCUUCUCAGUCCCUAAAAACCGACGUAAUUUUUCAACUCUAUCGCAACAGCCCUAUCCACUCCCAACUCGUCUUCCUUGACCAAGACCUCCGAACGCAACUGUUCAAAUCCAAAGGCGUCAAACCUUUUCGUAUUUGGCAACGACCGGGCGAAGCGGUAUUCAUACCCGCUGGGUCAGUUGAAUACAAAAAGGUUCGCAUACAUGUCUUGAUUCGAGUUGGCUGAUGAUUGCGUUUUGGGUCGUGAUGAUACUUGUAGAUGCGCGCACCAGGUGUGCAAUUACGCGGAUUGUAUCAAGGUCGCGUCCGACUUUGUCUCACUCGAGAAUGUUGCGUCGUGUUGGCAUGGCAAGUCAAGUUCCUCACAUUUGAACAGGUGGAAAUUGAUGGCGCUGAAUCGCUUCAUCUCACUCAUUCCUUAAAAGUGACGGACGAGUUCCGCGAACUCACCAAAGAAUGCCAACUAUGGAGAAGCGACGUCUUACAACUCAAAACGCAAUUAUUAUGGGCCUGGGUAAGACGCAGGACUGGUAUGAUCGUCCCGCUGCGUUUUUUGGAGCGUAGCAUUGAUCUUCACAGCGAUUGCCUUGUCUUACAGAAAUCGAGUGAAAGGAUCUUGCCUUCCUCUGGUGGAAGUGGAGGUGAACGGGGGAGCGACUGA